Messenger RNA from Cryptotermes secundus, 10137 nucleotides. RefSeq names its product signal-induced proliferation-associated 1-like protein 2. The record is from RefSeq and is a predicted model, not a curated record. Gene Ontology annotation, molecular function: GTPase activator activity; protein binding. The transcript is spliced from 20 exons. Bases 638 to 5431 code for a protein of 1597 amino acids. Gene Ontology annotation, cellular component: cytoplasm. Gene Ontology annotation, biological process: regulation of small GTPase mediated signal transduction; activation of GTPase activity. NCBI's taxonomy places the organism in Eukaryota, Metazoa, Arthropoda, Insecta, Blattodea, Kalotermitidae.
GUAGACCACUGCUGUUGAACUUCCACUUCAGCGCUCUCUGGCGCCCCUGGCUCUGCCUGAAGUAUCUGAAACGGCCACUACGAGGUGCUGAGAUGCAUUUAUCAGAACGGGUCUCAGCGGAGCAGCGCAUGUUAAUCUGUUGCAGGGCAUAGCAGGACGUAUUAAAUGUUGGACGACAGUUUGUGGUGUGUCGUAUCUCAUUUGUGUCACGUGACGAAGGCUUUGUAGUAGGAGGUUCGAGAUGCGGUGCGUGUUAUGUUGAUUUCUUACGGCGACUGUUACGCUUCCAGAUUCAGUCGUGUGGGUAAUGCGUUGACGUGAGAUUGUUUUUGGUCCUGCUGGUGUUUGGAGGUCAUGUGGAGUGGUGGUGAAAUGUGAAUGAAGAGUUAGAGUCUGUUGUUUUACUUUGUGUUGUUAUUUUGUCUUGUUUCACCCGGUAGCUGUUACUUGUGGUGUAAGGCUGCGAAUGAACGAAAUAUAUUUACUGGUGAAAUCUGUAUAAGACUGACGAAGUUCGGCCCGCAGAUACUUUGAUGAGUUCAGUUAUUCAUCUGUACCAGGAGUUCGACAGGACGUAACGCUGUUUUGUGUGCAGCGUCAACGACGAACGUUACAGCCAGCAGAAGAUCGUAAUGGGAUGAUAGGGGUAACUGCGGCUGGUGGGGGCGGCAGCGGGCCCCCAGGAGGUGGAGUGCGUGAGCGCACGAUGAGGGCUGUCGAGUACUACAACAACACGGUGCUCCGGGCCAGAGUUGGCGCCGGCCUCACAGGACCUCGAACUGGGACCAACACAUCCUACAAUCCGAUUCAAGAUGCAUUACACCGCAGCAAUUCGAGCUUGGAACUGACCCACGAUCCACAUCAUGGCCCUGGAGCGUCAGAUCCUCCAAUCCAACUCCGUCGUGAAUACGGAAGUCAUGGUUCCAUUGACGUAAUUUCUGCCGCUUCCGAGCGCGGAGGAACAUCCGGUUCAUCAGGAGCCGGUGAAAGUUUCUUUGCGAUGCUACAGGAUUACCGCCCAGCAGUGCUAGGGAUGAUAGGGACGGACCAGCGCAGUCCUGGCCCUGCAGAAUAUCUUAGAGGCAAAGUGGAUCCCCCGCCAGCCACUGAAAAUGCUUCGAAUGCUCUAGCAGCUGCCAGUGACGAUAUUCCUUCAUCAAACAUGACAUCUUCCUUGAGUACAAGUCCGAAACUGAGACUGAAGUUGCAUCGGUUUUGGGGUGGAGGUGGUGGGGGUGGUGGAGGAAGUGGUGGAAGUGGAGGCGGCGGGAAACCGCCUAGACAUCAGCAUGUGGUUGAUGAUAGUGUUGUAAAUACUAAUACUUCUUCGAAUAAUAAUCAUUGUGUGGGCGGUGAGAUAGAGGAGAGGCAAAGAAGGAGAGCUUUUGUGCACCAUGACUGCCAGUCUAUGACAGCCAAUCUGGGAUACGCGGCAAAGCUACGGGGGUUGCUUCUUGCCAGGAGGAGGAACACGACGACAGGGGCCUCGGCAGCGUCUAUGCUUGGUGCCAGGUCUGCAACUCCAGACGGUGGCGACAGUGGAGAUGAGGAUGCGGGUGAUGGACGCGGGAAUGAUCUUCUGGAAAGCUGUCCAUUCUUCCGUAAUGAGAUCGGCGGCGAGGAGGAACGCGUGGUAAGCCUUACGCGGGGACAGUCUCCGCAGAACGCCCAGAGGCGACCGCUACAUCGGCCACCCAUGGCGUAUGGGGUGUCGGUGCUGGAGUUCCCACCGGGAGAGACCCACUGGCAACAUGGUACCUGCCCUUAUCAGCGCAACCCCCGCGCCAUCGAGAGCGUCGACCAAGGCGCGCUGUAUUACAGAAACCACUUCUAUGGGCAAGAUCAUCAGAACUGGUUUGGAAUGGACGAGAAUCUGGGGCCAGUGGCUGUCAGCAUUCGACGGGAGCGAAUAGAGCGGCAGAAUGAUCCAAACUCUGCAAAUUCCUCCUCGGCACCACCUUCACAUGCUUAUCAUUAUCGGCUGCUAAUACGUACUAGUGAGUUGUUUACAUUGCGAGGAUCAGUGUUAGAGGAAGCAAUUCCAAACCUGAAAACAUCAAACAGCAACAAAACUUUGAAUACCAAGGAAGUGUUGGAGUAUGUUGCACCAGAAAUUCAGUUAUCAUGCUUGAGGCUAGGUGUUGCAUCACAGCAAACAGAAGACCAGCUGCUGAAACUGGACGAACAAGGUUUGACAAACCACUACAAGGUCGGCAUCAUGUACUGCAGAGCAGGUCAGGCCUCAGAAGAGGAAAUGUACAACAAUGAGGAAGCAGGACCAGCCUUCCAUGAGUUCCUCGAUGCAAUUGGUCAACGAGUAAGGCUUAAAGGCUUUGACAAGUACCGAGCUGGCCUUGACAACAAGACUGAUUCUACAGGCCUGUAUUCAGUAUAUUCACAGUACCAAGACUGUGAGAUCAUGUUCCACGUUUCCACGCUCCUUCCAUUUACGCCAAACAACCGCCAGCAGCUACUCCGUAAACGUCACAUAGGCAAUGAUAUUGUGACCAUAGUCUUCCAAGAGCCAGGUGCUCAGCCAUUCACACCAAAGAAUAUUCGUUCACAGUUCCAGCAUGUCUUCAUUGUAGUGCGUGCAAUUAACCCUUGUUCAGACAACACACAAUAUCGUGUUGCAGUGAGCAGAUCGAAGGAAGUGCCUGUUUUUGGUCCACCAAUCCAUGAAGGAGCAACAUUUCCAAAGUCCAAAGCCUUUUCUGAUUUCCUUUUAGCCAAAGUAAUCAAUGCAGAAAAUGCAGCCCACCGUUCAGAGAAGUUCGCUACCAUGGCAACACGUACACGGCAGGAGUACCUGAAGGAUCUUGCUAACAACUACUCAUCUACCACAGUAGUUGAUCAAGGACAGAAAUUCUCUAUAAUGUCCUUCAGCAGCAAAAAGAAAGAACGUGUUCGACCUCGGUUUCUACCAGAUGCCUUGCAGAGAGGUGCUAUAUCAUGGCAAGUGGUGCUUGAUGAUAGUGGUCAGGCAGCCCUAGUGGACUGUUACCUUGGUAUUUCAACAGACACAUUAGUUCUUAUUGAGGAACGGUCACGCGAAAUUGUUUUUGUCAUGCCAUGCAAAGCUAUACUGGGAUGGUCGACACAAACAAACAGCCUGCGCGUGUACCACCACCAAGGUGAAUGCACAACCCUUCAUAUGCGUGAAGGUGGCGACCGUGAUGAGCUGAUGGAGAUUGUGGUUCGCCUGCGAGCUGUUACUGGAGGCUGUGUGGCACAAGAGCUUUCUUUAAGAAGAAAUCCCAUGGGACAGCUGGGAUUCCAUGUUCAGCCAGAUGGAGUGGUGACACAGGUUGAAAGCCUGGGUCUCGCUUGGCAAGCAGGACUUCGUCAUGGAGCAAGGCUGGUUGAGAUUUGCAAAGUAGCAGUGUCAACAUUAUCCCAUGACCAAAUGGUGGAUCUGCUAAAAACAUCCAUGAUGGUGACAGUGACUGUAAUUCCACCAUUACCAGAUGGUUCUCCAAGGAGGGGCUGCACAUUACAAAACUGUCGAUACACACUGAAUAACUAUGAAGGUGAUUAUGAAAAUGUUUCUGGCAGAGGUGGAGAUGACAAGAUGGGUCGUAAUGUGGCAGCUGCUGUGCCUGGGAAACACAGACGUCGGUAUGAGAGGAGUUUCUCUCCUCCCCAGUCAUCCAGUAGUUCAGGUUAUGGGACAGGAUCCAGCAGCAAAUCUUUUGCUGAUCCACGUUUUCCAGCCAACUCUGAGGGCACAAUGACUAGUUCAUCUAGUGGUCAUUCAAGUGAUGAUCAGUGGUACGAGCUUCUGGAACCAGCAGAGCCUGACGUGUCUGUUGUGGUUCGUGAAUCUCCACCCCCUCCUCUGCCUGCUAGGCUUGGUUCAGGUGGGGGCAGUGCCUUUCAACAAGUGCCCCCCAAACAGUCACUGCAUGGGGGCAAGUUGCCUGUGCAGGCAAGUCACUCCUUGCCUCUCAAUCCCUUAGGGAACUACUCCCUUCCACCCUCUGCACCAACAAGGUACAAUCCAGGUGGUGACUAUGAGUCAUCAGCACACCAUGACUUCAAGCUUGGUGAGAAAGUGACCUGCCUCAAAUCCUCUGGAGGAGAAGCAAGACCUGUGCCUAGACCCACCCUAGACUACCUCGUAACUAGAACACCAAAGAUUUCUGAUUAUUCCGGCCACCAGCAUGCAGCUGUUGAGGUGACGAAAUCAUCCAGCUUGCCACCCGACUGUGCCACUCUCCGAGGACUUGCUGUUAGUGAUGGUCACUCAACAGACACCAGUUCUGCCAGUGAGAGGCUGUUUGGGGCACCCAGUGAAGAUGAGCUGUCUGCAGGAAGCAGUAAUGUGUCACCUCGUCUCCGACGCUCAACAAAGCACUUUCAGAGCAAUGGUGCUGGUGGUGGAACCCUAACUCCAUCUAGUAGUGGUAGCAGAAACCAAAGUCCUCGUCCAAGGGACACUGGUGAAGCAAGAUUACGGCCCGGAGUUACACCUCGCAAUUCAUCCAAUCGGAAUAGUGCCAACUUAACAGCAAGCACAUUGCAAGAAGAUCUCAUGAGGCUUAUAAAUCCAGAUUAUAUGGCUGAGAGAGAUGAGAAGAUUAGCAAGGAACCUGCAGGAAAUGGUGCAGUUGCUGGAAAAAUCCACAGUAGCAGUAAUGGUAGUAGUAGUAACGGUGGUAAUGUAAAUGAUGCAGCCAUUAAUAAUCGAUCUCGUUCUCGAGAGAACUUGUGUAACUCUAACAUGAAUGGACCAUCACUCAGUGUUCUUCCAGCCUGCCAGUCUGCUCCAGACCCUGACCUACACACUAGGGAGCAGCAUGGAAGAGACCAACUUCAGCAUGCAAGAGACCAGCAUGCAAAUAGUAGCAGUAGUAACGUCACAGCAGAGCAUGGUUCAUCCGGUGAAGUGAUUCUUACUCUAGCAAGACCAGCUACAGUCAUAUCCAAUGCAAGCACAGCUUCAAGCCCAGCACCUAGUGAAAAUAAACUUACCAAAGAGGAGAGAUUAUCACCACGAGUGACAAAGUUGGCAGAACCCCUGCUCCUCCCAGAUGCACGGGAGAUGGACUGGCCUAGUCUAGUGGAUACGGCAACGCGAGCCAUGAUGCAAGUACCGCAUGAUGAACCAGUUCCAGAAGCAGCUCGCAAUGGGGAAAGCCUAGGUCACUGGGUAGAUGAUGUGGCAGAACGUCUUGGACUCGAUGCCACGGUUGCCAACAUUAAAAACAACAGCCUUGUUACUGGAGGACGACGAAUGACAGAACUCCAGAGCCAUCUUGCACAGCUGGAAGCUAGAGUUGCUAGAGAAACUCGUCGCCGUCAGUCUUUAGAAGAGGAGGUCCGGCGUUUACGGGAUGAAAAUCGACGACUGCAAGAGGAAUCACAAGCUGCAGCCCAGCAGCUGAGGCGCUUCACAGAAUGGUUCUUCCAGACCAUUGAUCGCCAGUAAUACGAGAAUGCAGCUAGACAGAAAUCAAAGAAUGGUAUCUGUGAAAUAAGGUUACACAUGUUGAUGACCAUUCAUACUGAGUAUUUGUGCUUCAUCUUAUUGUAAACCAUUUGUGAGUGAUCAUCAUGUUAUGGCAACUUAUUGGUUUCAGCAAAGACUUUGUAUCGAAGUACUGAAUAAAUUGUUUAUCUGUCAUCACACAGUUAAAGAUGGAAAGCCUUGAACACAUCAAAGUACAGAAGUGUUGAAUACACUAUUUAUCUGUUAUUAGCCAGCUACAGAAGGGAAGCCUUUAACAUAAUAAAGUACAGAAGUAUAGAAUAAAUCAUUUAUGUGUCAUCAGGCAGCUAAAGAAGAAAAGCUUUGAACAUGUCAGAGCACAGAAGUACUUAGUAAAUUAUUUUUCUGGAAUCAGACAGCUAAAAAGGAAAAGCCUAUAAUGUAUUAAAUGUGGAAGUAUUGAAUAAAUUAUUUGUCUGUUAUGAAGCAGCUACAGAAGGAAAGUCAUGAACUUACUGAAGUAUAGAUGUAUUGAAUAAAUUAUUUAUCAAGUAGCUGAAGAAGCAAAGCCUUAAAUGCUGAAAGUAUAUACAGCUAUGCAACAACCUGUCACUUCUGAAUGCUGUCUUUUUGAGGAUCAGUAGAUACUAGCCACAAAAAAAAAAAAAUAGGUGCUUCUAAUUAAAAUACAUAUUUUAGAAUAUUUAAAUCAGAGCUGUUAACAUGUUCAUUGACACACAGAUUUAUUUUAAGUGGGGCCUGCCUUGUGUGUUAAGCACUGUUGCUACCAUGAAACAUAAUUCAUGUUUGGUUUUUAUUUAAACCUAAUGUCACCCAAAACACCACACCAUUUGCUCAGCCCUGUAGGUAUGUAUGGCUUAUGUUCUGUAUGAAGUCUCAUUUUCUAUGAUCUCUGUAGUGAAAUUUAGAUGAAAUGAUCAUUGAACAAACAGCUGAAGUAAAAAUGUCCAGUGCAGGUUUUAGACUGUGCUAUUUAAUCAUGUAUAGCACAAAUAUGUGUACCACCUACUUUAACAUUGAGAAUUAUCAAUUUUUCCUGCAGUUUGUCUACAAAGUAUAUUAAGCACACUGGGAUAAAUUAUAGUUUUUUUAGUGUUAUGUAAGUAAUAUAUGCGCUUUUAAGUGUUAAAGCAGUACAUGGAAAUGCCUGGCCAUGUUUACCAAUAUAUGAUAAAAGUGUUCACCUUCAGCAUUCUAUUGAUUGGUGUUCUCAGGGACUAAAAUGUACACCUGGUCAAAUGAUUAAUAUAAUUCCUAAAAAUCAGUAUGGCCUACAUGAAUUAUGCAGCAUGGAGAAUAUGCCAGUGUUACAAAGAAAUGAAAACAUGAGUAUGGCAAUACAUCACAAGGUGGUAAUAUCAGUUUUACUGAAACAGAGUAAAGUUUGCCACAAUUUCCAUUCUUUGGAUGCUUUAUGUUGUAACUAAGAUCAUUUUUUUUGUCCUGUUGUAAUCAAGUACAUGAAAAUACAAAUUAAGAGAAAGUUUUUAAUUAUAUUGCGAGAGAUUUCUUAUUAUAAGUAGUGGAAUUAUACUUUUGUUUAAUUAAAAACUUAAAAUUUGAAAAUUUAUGUUUAUAUGAUUAUGCCCUAAUAAUGAUAAUGCUCAAAGCAGAUGUGGGGUUUAGAGCUUCACAAACAAAUCAGAUGUUUUGUUAUGAAAUGUAUAUCACAUGCCAUGUUUUCUGCAGAUUAAGUUUUCUACAGCUUUGAUUUAAAUAAACAGAAACAUGCAAUACCAUUUGAGAAGUAUUUUUUAUUCAUUCCCAGUAUUUGUGAAAGAAAUCAUUUCAGUUCAUUAAUUGUAUAUUUCUUUGUUGUUUGUUCAGUCAACACUAUUAAGGUUGAUGUCUGUAUCUACAUAUUUUACAUCUCCGUCCUCUUGUAAAAUGCUGACAAAUAUUUAAAUAAGGUAAUUACUUCAGUAGCCUUUCAAGAUGUACUUGUCAAUUGAAUGAACACCAAUGAUAUCCUUGGAAUAUUUUCUAUAUGCCAUUAAGCAAAAUCAUACAGUAUUAAUUACAGCUGUAGUUUAGAAUGUAGGCUGAUUAUGCUUUGCUAUAUUGAAAUGCAGAUGGAAGAAUAGGAUUUGUAUAUAAUUAUAAAAUGAUGGUUAAUGGUCAUGAUUAAUUUAAUUUUCACAUUCUUUGUAUAUAUAUCAUAUUUCCAAUCAUAUAAUACAUUUUUGAGAAUAUUUAUAUGUAACAUUCAUGUACUAGGAUGGCAGACUAACAGAUUCUAACAAAGUUACCAAAUAAUGAUAGGUGUAUUUUAGUGAGCUGAAUAUUUAAAAAAAAAUGAAUGACACUCUCAGUUCACACAUAUUAAUAGUACCAUGCACAUUUUGCACUUAAUUAAAAUGUAUAAGAUGUAGACUUCAAGGCAGAUCGUUGUUAGUGAUAUGUGAACAAGCUCAUGUUGUACUUAAAGCUGGACUACUCUCCAUACUACUUGUAUAUUUAUAUAUUUUUUUCACAUAGAAGCCCCAAGAUUCAGCACUUUUAGGUUCAGUACCAAAAAGAAUUAUGAAUGUGUAUUAUACAGGGAAAAUACUACAUUUGUGUACAUGUAAGACAAUUCUUAAUUUAAAAGUAUGGGCUAAGGUGGAUAGAAGAAGAUAUAUAAACCCUGUGCACAUGCUUUUAUUGACAUCAGCAUUCAACACUUUACAUACUGACCACAUGUUUCAAUGUUGUGGCAUCAUGAUCACAUGACAUGGGUUUAUGUUAUUCCAUAUUUGAUUAUCCCUUUGUCAUCUUGUUGACAAAAUGGUGGCCUUGUCUUUCAUCCACAUAUAGAAUAAGGAGCUGCUGUUAAUUAUAUAUCAUGGUCAUAUGACGAUCCUAAAAUCUUUUGUAAUACUACAUAAUAAACAUAAAGUUUAUUGCUAUAGAUCACUCUGAAUUGUCUCACAAUGGAUGAAAUCUAAUGAGUGGAAGGUAGAUAGGAAGUUUGCUGACUGAUGUAUGAGCAAAGAGCGGCAGCCCUGCCAAGAGAUAAUUCCAAUAUAGACAGGAGUUCAGAAUUUGGCACAUAGAACACAGACAUUGACAGAAAACUGGUGAAAUACGAGGCAGUGUUGUACCUUAUAGUCAAGCUAUCAGCUUCUCACUGUGGAUGCCAGGGUUCAGUUCCAAGGGGUCAGAGUGAGUGUAUUAUGGACAAAAUAGUACUGGAGCAGGUUCUUUCUGAGCUCUUUAGUUUUUUCCUGGCAGAUAUCAUUCCAUCAUUUCCCCAUAGAGUAGAGUUUAUUUGUAUAGCAUAGAUCUUUCUCUGGGCUAAACCAAAAGAUGUAGAACAUGUCAAAUGACACAUAAUUCGUCAUCAGAUCCGAUACAGUAGACCCAUUUGAGGCAGUUGUAACAAGGGGCUUGGUCAAACCUUAUUCCUGCAACUAGGAAAAAGAACAGCUAUAAAUUGAAAUGUAGCAAUAUAGAAAUUAUUGUUUUUAAUACUAAUGUCAGUUCAUAAUAAAGUGACAAGGAAUAAUUUAGCUUUACAAUCUGGUAAUUUGUGAGAUAUUAUUCUUGUUUCAGUAUGACUGUGGUAUAUUAUCUACAACAUCUGUUUCAUUCUGUAUAGAGGUAAAAGAUUGUUCUCCUGUGAUAAAAAGGAGACAUACAAGGUUUGUCCGGAAAGUAAUGCAAUUAAGUUCGUAAAAAGAAUUAUUCAAGAUAUCGUUACAAAAGUUUACAAUUUUUCAAAGUACUCCCCUUGGGCAUCCAGCGACUUUUCCAUGCAUGAUACGCAUCCUGGAAGGCAUCAACGGGGACCUCGUUUAGAGCCUUUGUCACGGCGGUUUGAAUCACUUCAGUGGUUCCAAAACAGGUUCCUUUCAGGGCGGUCUUGUUCCUUGGGAAAAAAAAGACGUCUGCGAUCACUCGCGAUUGUCACUCGGUUGUUGUUAUGGUUGUCAGUCAACAAUUUGGGGACCAACUUGGCACACACUUUCCGCAUGUGCAAUUUGUCGGUAACAAUGUCAUGCACAGUGGUUUUCAGAAUACUGAGAGUCUCUGCUAUCAUCCGAACACUCAUUCGACGAUCGGUAUUUAAAAAAUCACGACACAUUUUUGUCACUUCUGCUGGUUGACGGCCGUCCAGAGCAGUGGUCAUCCACCAUUUGUAAACAACUUCAACCACCUGGAGACUUGAGAAUAUGAGAGAGCAGAGUCCCCACAGGCUUCCUGAAUCAUUUGGUGCGUGUCAGUGAGGCUUUUGUUCAGUUUAACACAGAACUUGAUCGCGUAACGUUGUUUGAUAGUUUUCUCUGUUGCGUGUCGUGACACAGGCCCUAACAGGAGGUUCAUGGAAACAGCGAUCCUGAUGCUCCCAGAGCUCAGAGCAGACUGAGCUUGGAAGCGUUGUGAAGCUAAGAGUCCUCCCCCCCCCCUUUCCCAACAGGUCCGAACGUGCUACGACCAGGAGGAGUGGCAGGAAAAAACAAAUUGCAUUACUUAACAGACAAAUCCUUUAUAUUCACAUGAGUACAUGCAGUUGGUGUAAGUUUGAUUUAGACAAAAUUAAGUGCCAUGUGCUGGUAUGUUCUAAAAUCUGUGUAUGGUUAGGUUAGUUUCUUCUGCAAAUAAAGUAAUUUUCCUUUUGUUUGAAAAGUAUUAAUGUGAAUAUUAUGUGAAAUAUGAUUUUAUUGCAGUAGCAAUGAGUUAAAAUUAAAUAUAACAUUACUUAA